UGUCCUAGGCUAGGACUUUAAGGUGAGAGUCAUUUGUUAGAGACUCUGGUCCUGGAGUUGAGGAGUAUGGUGCAUAAGGCCUUAGUUCUGGAGAUGAAGGGUCUGCUGCAUGAGCCAUCAGUGCUGUAUUGCGUCCUGAAUAUCGAUACAAGGUUGAUUUGAGAAGACUUGGCUUCAGUGCCUCAGGCGUAUCCAUGAGCUCUGAUUUCCAGCAUUACAGUUUCAGAAUGCCUAACAUCGGAUUCCAGAAUCUGCCUCUCAACAUAUACAUUGUGGUUUUUGGAACUGCAAUUUUUGUCUUCAUACUUAGUUUACUCUUCUGUUGCUACUUAAUCAGGCUGAGACACCAGGCCCACAAAGAAUUUUAUGCCUACAAACAGGUUAUAUUAAAAGAAAAAGUUAAAGAACUGAAUUUGCAUGAGAUCUGUGCAGUUUGUUUGGAAGAUUUCAAGCCCAAAGAUGAACUGGGGAUCUGUCCAUGUAAGCAUGCCUUCCACAGGAAGUGCCUCAUUAAGUGGCUGGAAGUUCGAAAAGUGUGCCCCCUCUGCAACAUGCCUGUUCUACAGUUGGCCCAACUGCACAGUAAGCAGGACCAUGGUCCCCCACAGGGGCCCCUCCCUGGAGCAGAGAACAUAGUAUAGCUCUUCCCAUGAAACGGACCCUUGCACACACGAUAUCGAAAUGAACCCCAGGCAGAGAAUUUCAAGUCUCUGAAUUGGCCAUUUCCUGCAGUGAUGCACCAGUGAUCCCCAUGUCUCCUGACAAGCUCGGAGCCCAAAUGUUUGGAUCUUGUCACCACCAGAACCCUCUGCGACCAUCCGGCGCCUAAGCCUGCAGACGUGGGUGUCGGGAAGCACUGGCUGCAGGAGGAUCCCCUGUGAGCUUUGUCACCGUAUGUGCAGCCCAAGCACUUGUGUCCAAGUAGAGUUUGUCUUUGCUAAGCAAGAAUGGGUGACAGUAAGUGUGAUAGAAAGAAGUGGACUGCCAGGUAAAGACAUGUGCAGACCAUGCAUGGAACUUUGCAGCAACAGAACGCUUCCUGUCGUCCCCGAGCCAAGUCAGCCAGCAGUUACCUCAUGAUGGACCAGUGGUUGGUGAGGCCAGCAGUGCCCGCUCAAGGCUCACUGACAUUCUGUCCCUUGAGGGAGGCUUUCUUAGAAUCCUGUGGUUCUCAUGAAAAAUCCUGAGCAGCUGUGGGCCUCACACCCAGUGGGCACGGCACGUUUUCACCUGGAAACAUGGCAUAUGCAAGAGUGAGCAAAGGCCAAAGGAAUCUGUGACUCUGUUCCAUAGCGCUUCACCCUGGAUUUUCGCUUCUGUUCAACCUCCAGGCAUCAAAUGAUAUGACACAGAUAAAGAUCUGGUCUGGGCAGAAACGAUCGUGUUCUUAUCAGGACUUCAGCCUGCCAGAACUGAGUAACCAAACUUCUCCACAAGUGAUGGGGGCAGCCAGAAGACCCACGGGGACGGGGAGCUUCUGGACUGGGUCAUCGUCACCCCGGAUGACUCAGAGUGAGUCCACAAUCACACAGUGUUCACAGACUGGGCCACCAAUGGAUAUACUGACUGUGUAGUCAGACUGGACACAAACUCCCCUGAAAAUCAGCACCCUUAAAAAGACCACAUACCCAAGGCCAGGCUGAACUUGACAAAGUGAAGAAUGUUGCUCCCACAACCUUUUCCUUUCUUCUGUUCUCCAAAAAACCUGUCAAUCCAACCCCAGUUCUGCCUUUUGCUUCUUGCUCUCCUCUCUCCAUCUCUUGUUCUUGUUAGAAUGAAACACCUGUUGUUGAGUUUCAGGUUAGUUCCAAGGCACUGUACUUCAAACAUCCCACGGAGAGAGCACUCAGUAUUUUCAAAAAUAUUUGAACUUAUAAAUAUUGUCUUCAGCAGCACAGGGUUAAGGACCCAUUGGUUGUGUGUUUAGCUUUGUACUUGGAUCUGGAACACUUCAUUGGUUUAAAGCAUAUUUACAGAAGAAUUUAGAUGGCUUUUUUUCUCCUUGGCACUCACAAAUUUUUAUAGAAGUGACUCAAAAGUAUCUGAUCUUUGAGGAUACCAGAAUAUUUUGUAAAUUAACUCUUAUAAAGAAGCAGAUGGUCUGGUUAGCUACUUUCCACAGUCCAUCCUACCUGCUUGGCAUAAUUUCUUUACAGCCCUCAUUAUGUCCACAUAGGCUGCUAUGCCUUUAAGAUGUCCCACACCUGUGGGUGGUAGGGACUUUUCUCUUUGGAACAUGGCAGGUGCAAGAUUGAACCAAAAGGAAGAGAUUUCAUCUUCAAGUGCUUCAAACUUCGCACCCUCAUCCCCACCGUCCAUUAGAAAUUUUAAAAAAGGAGCAUUCGGUUGAUUCAAGGGUUAAGAGGUUAGAGAAGGCAAAUUAUUAUCAGUUCGAAAGAACACUGAAGGUUAAGUUCACUUUGGAAACUGCUGCUCUGGUGAGCCAUGAUGGACUGUUUCCUAUGUAUGACCUGUGUGUUCUCUGCAGGCUGUACUGUUUCCUUAACAAGGUAGUGGAAGUGAAGACUAUUUUUAUAAUAGAGUUUUAACCUGUUCAACUCCAUGCUUGUUUCCUCAGCCACUAAUAGAAAGGAUACCAGUUACAAGCACUCCUACCUUCCCUCUGACUUAAAACGUCUUUCCUUUUUCUGUAUUUGUGGCAGUUGUUAAAUGUCAGGAAACCAGUAGAUAUGCCUGAGCUUUGAUGAAACAGGUUUACAGUGAAAUAUUUUUAGCGACCAACGUCAAGAGAGAAGAUUUGGCUUGUCUCUGGAUCUUUACAACUUAGUUGUAUUGUUUACAGCCAGAUCCUAGAAUUUUCCAGGAACGUGGAACAGCUUUGGAACAACCGCCGUUUCUUCCAUGUUGGGCUACAAUCUGAAUAGAAGUCGGAAGUCUGGAGACUGGGGAAGCUUUUUAGCUUGUGCUUCUCCUUCCCCUCCAGAGCAGUUUUCUUCUACCCCAGCUGUCUAUGGAAUUGCAUCCUUUGGGGCAUGCUGACUUCCCUGCUUCUUUGGGUAGGGGACCUCAGCAAGUGACUUUAUUUUUUAAGGGCAAAACAUUUUAGUUCAAUAUCUUAAAUAUGGUUUUCAGCUGCAAGCUUGUUCAGAUAUUUACCCUGUAAUCCCAACUGAACUCCAGUCUACUGAAGACCAAAGCAGUAGAACCAAAAUGUCUUAGUAUUUGCAGAUCAGAAACUUGGUACAGUCAUUACGGAUGUCCAUCUCAUGUCUACAGUAUGGACAUGUGGUUAAUGUCUAAGCAGAAAAUUGAAGCUGUCCCCACAAAUCCAUCUUGACACUUGUUAACAUGCAGUAUGGACUGAGCUUAAGAAGGAAGUCAAUUGAUAGAAUGGAGUUGUGGAUUACAGAAAUCUCUACCCUUGGUUCUGCUUCGUCAUGAGCUCCUCUAAUGUAGUAUAAGGAUACCGUGCCAAAAGCCAAUCACAUCUCUCCGUCUCUUAAGCCUUAUGACUCUAGCGACCCUGACCCAGGAGAUAAUAGAGGUAUAGAUUCCAGAGAGUCUUGGUGCUGGGAGGGACUGACGAGAUCCUCUCAGCCAAGCCAACAGGUCCUUGCUUAAAGACCUUCACCAGUUGGAAUCUCUGCUCUUUCUCGGACUAGUUCUGCACUGAUAUAAGUACUAAAUGGGCUGUGUUUGUGUACUCCUUGAAUUCUGGCCAAAACACCAGUAUUAAAUCCAAGAUAGAGCAAGAAGGAAUGAGGAAGAAAUCCCUUUGAUCCUUUCAUCAAGCCGAAAGCCCUGGUAAAGUCACUGGUACCAUCUUAUCUCUUAAUGUCCCUUGGUGAAGAGCCAGGGGGAUCUUAGCUGUUUGUUUAGAUGCCUGGGGACCUUUGCCUACUUACUGAUCAAUGAUUUUUGUGAAGAAAGGAAGCUAAAAAGUUGGACUAUGCCAGCAGGCUCUCGGGUCAUCAGAGAAACACUCUGCUGGCCACUGAUUCACCUUCUCCAGCUGCUGAACUGGAAACUGUUGUAUUCAUUGGGGUUCAGGGAUAGGAUACGGAAACCAGGGUGCUUUGAUUCCAGGCCAGGAGGCAGCACAGGCCUUCCUGGCUUUCUGAGCUGCUUGGUUUCCUGUUAGGGAGGAAUUCAGUUGUUCUGUCCCAUCGCAGAGCCUGUUGCGUUUUUUACUUCCUCAGCUGUGUUGAAGAUAGACAGGAUACCUGCUAGGAGGUAUUUAGGGACAAUGAAUAAAUGAACAAAUGAAAAAGUAUUCAGCACCUCCUACUCUGUGCCCAUUGUACUAGGUGCUGGGAUACAAAUGCAAAAGUAAGGUAGAUGAUCCCUGCCCUCAGAGAGCUUACAGUCUAACAAUGGAGACAACAUCUGUAGAUCAGAUCUUGAACAUGAAGCUAGUUGUGCGUGUAUUUUUUUCACUGUUUGCUGAAUCCCUCAUACCUAGAACUAGCCCGUAUCACUUGGCAGUGGUAAUGUUAUUACUUAUCAUGAUGCCUAUUACUGCAUCAUGACACACUAACAACAUGAUUAGGCCAGUCCAUGACCAACAGGGAAAUGCUUUUCAGGCCAGCACCCCUUCAGUUACAGCAUGGACCUCACUGGAGUAGUGAGACUUCCCUGGGGCACUGGAUUCCCUUCAGGCUUUGAUGGUCCCUCAGAGUGCUGCCCAGGAACCAGUGGCCCCUGUACCUUCCCAUUAGGAACAGAGACCUCAGCCUAUACUCUGAUCUUCCUGGGCUAAAGCCUCUCCCUACUUCACAUGGCUCGCCCAUCCAUUGCUUUCUUGUCCUGUAGUGUUCAUGACUACCUCAGAUGCACCACUGCCCACAGCUGGAGCGGGGGACAAGGGUGUCCCCCCUCGGUGAGCUCAUCGGUGCAUCUUCACACAUCACCCCAACAGAGUGAUAGGUCCCCAGAGCUCAUCCCUGGGGUUGGCUGACUGGUGAGGGGAGCCCUCAGCCCUUCCAUUGGUCGUAGUCAGUUCAUCUGGAAAUACUGAUUCCAGAAUCACGGAACAAAUGGAGUUAACAUUUUUUGAAACACAUUCCUUUCCAGUAAGGCAUAUCACUGGCUUGGUUGCAACAUAAUGGAAUUCUUUGUUUCUGUACAAAUUAGAAACUUUCCAUUCCCUCCCUCACCCUUGCCAUAAAUGCCCUUGAUUUGACCUUUUAAGUGCCCAACUGAAUAGUGAUCAGAUCUAGACCUUGUCAGAGCAUUCAUGGUAGCCUGAGCCAAAUACAUGGGAGUGGCAGUACAAUCAAUGUUCUUAACUUCCCUUGGUUUAGCCAGGUCUUUUCCAUUGAUUGUUAAAGCUCAUUGAAACGUUUCCCUUAUCCUCAGCAGUUCCCUAAUAAAGAUGAAGACUCCAGAUGUGACGGGAGGUGGAUGAAAAGGAAAGGGGCCACAAGCGGCUUAUUAGACUGCCUAGAAGAUCUCCUCUCCUUACCUCCCUCCCCACCCCUCCCCCAUCCUUGUACAUGGAGGGCUGACCUGCAUUUGUUUUCCAGCUGGUGAGCUGAAAAGGCCCAGGGUCCUAGUGGCAGCUAAACUGGCUUGUAACCAUACUUGGAAUUAGCUAUAUAUAUGCAUGCCAUGUAUAUUAUUAUGUGUACCAUAUUAAUUCAUUUAUUUUCCUUUUUCCCUGUGUUGUUUUGAGGAGAAAACAAGAAUGAUUUUUUUUUAACGUAAUUCCUUCCCUACACAUCCUUUUAUCCUAUUUUGAAACAAACUGCUGGGAGUAUAGUCUUCACUAAGCCAAACAUGGCUUACCCUGGUCGGGAAAGGAGGGCUUUCUGUUGUGAAUUGUGGGGAUCACUGAUGUAUCACUUGAUGCAGAUGUGGUUGUAUGUUUUUUGAGGUCAUGGGAACGUUGUCAUAGUUAUCCAUUUUUACUUCCAUAGUUGUUCAUUGGUUGGGGGAGGAAUUAUGUUAAAACAGAAAGAGCACUGAAUUUGGAACCAAAAGAGCCAGGUUCAAAUCCUGACUUGCUACUGGUGUGACCAUGGGCAAGUCCCUUCUUGUCUCCAGACUUCAGUGUGCUCCUCUGUAACCCAAGGGGCCUAAAUCUAUAUGUAGAGUCAUGAGGGUUAGUGUAUCAUCCUCCCAUGGGGUAUUCUCUGGUAGGGUCAGUAAGUGAGCCUAUCCAGUGAACUCAGGCCACAUCUCCAGUCCCCCACUCCAGUAAGGCAGGCUGAAGGUUUGAAAAGCCCUUUCUUCACAGUAACUGUGUAGGAGGCAUCACAAGUAUACGAUCCCUGUUUUACAGCUAAGACUGAAAGCCAGAGAACUUGUCACUUGUCUUGCAUCACAUGGCUAGUAAUUCUGGACUUAGAAUAUGAAUCCAGAUCUCCUCUACCACCAAGUCCAGUGCAUGUCCCACUUGGUCAGGCUGCCUCUCUGCUCAUCUACAAAUUGCACAACAGAACAUGAUCCAGAGCCAUGCACCAUUUCCCCCCUUGUCUCUUCUCACUCCUGGCCUGGACCACAAGGCAUGUGGUUCCCCGUGGCCUGCCAGUAAACUUGGGCUGUCCUAACCCUGGACCCAAAACACUUGACUCCUGAGCCUUGAAACUGAAACUUGAAAGAAAAAGCAAUCCUAACUAGAAGCACUUUUCAGAUCUCAUCGGACUUUCGCCAUUCAUCCAUCUCUCUCAGAUCCACAGCCUGACUUUAAACAUUUCUUCACCCAAACUGCAUGGGAUUGUUGAAGAAAAGGAAGAGUGUUGUGCACUUGAUUGCAUUGAACUUUGCCUCUGGUUGCUGUCUGGCUCUCUGGAUAAGUAAAUUGCUGUGUUUUUAAUAAAUGAAGAUAAGAAUCUCAAAGAUUAGGACAGAUUGCAGAGUGGGGCAGGAAAGCGGAAUUCAGAUGCUUACUCCCAUUUUAUAGUAUGUAAAAAUAUCUUGAAAACUAAGUAUUUUGAAGUUCAGAUUUAGGAUCUGUGUUUGUAGAGAAAAGUAGUUCUAAUCAGCAUUAGUUAAGUGUCUGCUGUCUUCAUUUGCCAGACUACAUUUUGUGUGAGUGGCCAAGGAUUCCAAAAUCUGAACUGUGUACCCUUACCCUCACUGUGAGGUAUGAACUCUUGAUGCUGGAACAGAUUUCUCCUAGAACCUAAUCCCUACAGAUGUCAAUAGAACUCGUUUCUAACUGCACUAAGGCUGCCCAAAUCCUGAUACCAGCACCUGGUCCCCAGAAUCAGUGCCAUCAUGUUAGCUGGGGACAGGGCUUAGGCCCCAAGUCAGCCUGAACAAAGUAUGCCAAGAUACUGCUCCUCAGGCAAGCUUUCCUAAGAUCCCUGCUGAUCGUUUCUUAACCCUUGGGAUGGCUGGAAUACCGUUCUCCUUUAACAGAAUAGUUGCAAGGCAAGACAUCUACUAUUAAAGAAUGAAUAGACAGUGACUGUCUCCAAUGAAAGAAUCAACAGAUCCUCCCAUUCCUGUGAAAGGGAGUGUUUCUAGUCACUGGGUUUGUGUCUUAUGACAGAUCCCAGAGGUAAUCUUUGUGCAGUGUUGCCCAUGGGUUAUUUAAGUAGAUAUCGUGUAACUCCUGAAAAAGUUUAUGAAACUCUGAGCCUCUGGUUUCAUAGACAUAUUUGUACACUAAAAAUUCUGCAGCAGAAUAUUUUUUAAAACAUUCGCUGUUUUUGUAAGCUAUAUUUUUGUAUAUUUAAUUGCUAUUUUAAAAUUCUAA
This is a messenger RNA of Phascolarctos cinereus (koala), 7666 nucleotides long. RefSeq names its product ring finger protein 24 (gene RNF24). Gene Ontology annotation, cellular component: endomembrane system. NCBI's taxonomy places the organism in Eukaryota, Metazoa, Chordata, Mammalia, Diprotodontia, Phascolarctidae. Gene Ontology annotation, molecular function: zinc ion binding; ubiquitin protein ligase activity. The record is from RefSeq and is a predicted model, not a curated record. Gene Ontology annotation, biological process: proteasome-mediated ubiquitin-dependent protein catabolic process.